AUGCUGUUCGAGUUCCACCGCAGCCAGAACGCAAAGAAGCCAGGAACAGUUCAUGCGACCUACCUAAUUAGCGGCAUAAAGCGAAAAGAGGACCCGAUAGUUGCGAAUGGUGGAGCAAAGAUCGAUGGGGGGGAUGAUUAUAUGCAGAGCAGUCCUUUUACAGGUAGUUCGAUGCCACAAGGCGACGCUGGAACAGGAGAGAGUGGAGUGCUGAGCAUUACGUUGGUCAAGGAAGAGGAAUUGGAAGCUAUUCGCUCACAGUACGAGCAUAUAUCAUCAAUACACGUCUACAGCAUUGGACCCCAUCCAUUGAAGGACCUCCAAAUUCUCUCCGACGUAAACCGCGAAAUCCAAGUCCUCUGUCUGUCUGAAGACGCCGUCGAAGCCGCCCCAAAAUACGGUACAAUCCUCAACCCGCUCGUCAAAAGACGACCGGCCCGCCGUCCCCCACCAGUCGCAGCCGCUCCUCGCCCAGCAGCCAAACCCCAAGCAAAGCCCAAGCCCGCUGAAACCAAAGAGCCUGCCAAACCCACCAAGCAAGAAACCAAACCUCAGCAAUCAACAGCCGCAAAAGACUUCUUUGCCAAAGGAAAAGAGAAGGCCAAAUCUUCUGCUCCCAGCAAAGAAUCCACGCCUAAUCCUUCUGCAACACUUAAGCGGGAUAGUUCUAGCAUCUUCCAGUCGUUUGCGAAAGCUAAGCCGAAGCUCAAGCGCGAGGGAACGGAUACCAGUGCUUCAGCUGUUGAGACGCCAGUGGAAGAUUCACCGAUGAUGGAUGUGGAUGAUGAUGACGAGGAGGAUGACACAUUUAUUGCACCUGCGCCGAAGAGUAAGGAUAUAGUGGAGAGUGAUCGUAAGAGUAGGAAAGAGAGAGAAGCAGCGCUGAAAAAAAUGAUGGAGGAUGAUAGUGAAGAGGAGGCUGUAAAAGAGGAGCCGGAUAGGAAGAGGCAGAAGAGUGAGGAGGCGAAGGAGAAGAGUGCAAGUGUGGAGCCGAAGGAGAUGGAGGAGGUACCGAGUGUGACUGUUAGUGGAGGACGAAGGAGGGGAAGGAAAAGGGUGAUGAAGAAGAAGACAGUCAAGGAUGAUGAAGGGUAUCUUGUCACCAAAGAAGAGCUGGUGUGGGAGUCGUUCUCGGAAGACGAGCCUGUCGAGAAGCCGAAGCCGAAGAUGCAGUCUUCGAACACGGCGAAGGUAAAGAAACCAGCUGCGAAGGCUGGACAGGGCAACAUCAUGUCGUUCUUCGGCAAGAAGUAA
Molecule: messenger RNA, 1254 nt
Organism: Drepanopeziza brunnea f. sp. 'multigermtubi' MB_m1
Lineage: Eukaryota; Fungi; Ascomycota; Leotiomycetes; Helotiales; Drepanopezizaceae
Biological process (GO): nucleotide-excision repair, DNA gap filling; DNA synthesis involved in UV-damage excision repair; DNA strand elongation involved in DNA replication
Cellular component (GO): nucleus; delta DNA polymerase complex
Molecular function (GO): DNA-directed DNA polymerase activity
Source: RefSeq, a predicted model, not a curated record